GAGAGUUGUGAGCAACAUUUCUCAUCAGUCAGUGGUGGUGGAUUUGUCAAGAGUACAUUUGGAUAAAUAAUUAAUAAAAUAGAAGCCAAGAACUGAGAGGGACUGACACUAAAUAAGAGCAGUGAUGCGAUUGGUCAGCGUGACCGGGGCGCGGCUCCGCAGGGCGGCCGAGGAGGAGGAGAAGAGGGAGCCUCCUCCACCGCACCAUUCCAACCACCAGUUUGCCAGCAUGAAGAACAAGUUCUUCAAUGAGCUCACGCACCUGCCAAAUCAUAAACUCAAGAUGCCCAUGUGGGCAGUGGGAGCCAUUGUGUUCGUGGUCCUUGCCCUUAUCGUCUGCAUGGGAUUCUGCAUCUACAAGAAGUGCAUUAGUAAGGGCAAGAAGCCCAAGAAGGUCCGUGAGAGGAAGGGAGGACGAGGGCGGAGGAAGAAGGACAAGGACGGAGAGGACGGAGAUGAUAAGAAGGAGGGAGAGGAAGGGAAGGAAGACGAGGAGAAAGAGAGCUAUGGCAAGCUGGAGUACUCCCUGGACUAUAACUUUAAUGAUAACCAGCUGAUAGUCGGCAUCCUCCAGGCUCAGGACCUUGCAGCCAUGGACAUCGGCGGGACCUCAGAUCCCUAUGUCAAAGUCUACAUGCUGCCGGACAAGAAGAAAAAGUUUGAGACCAAAAUCCAGCGCAAGAACCUCAGUCCAGUCUUCAAUGAGACCUUCACCUUUAAGAUACCUUAUAGUGAGUUAGGUGGUCAGACUCUGGUGCUGCAGGUGUUUGACUUUGACCGUUUUGGUAAGCAUGACGUCAUCGGCGAGAUCAAGAUUCCCAUGAACAGUAUAGACCUCGCACAGCCAAUACAAGAAUGGAAGGAUCUGGUUGGAGGAGAGAAAGAGGAGCAAGAAAAGCUGGGUGAUAUCUGCAUUUCCCUUCGUUACGUCCCCACGGCCGGUAAGCUAACGAUUAACAUCAUGGAAGCCAAGAACCUGAAGAAGAUGGAUGUCGGAGGACUGUCGGAUCCCUUUGUUAAGGUGGUGCUGCAGCACAAUGGGAAGCGCCUGAAGAAGAAGAAGACGUCAGUCAAACAAAACACUCUGAAUCCUUACUUCAAUGAGAGUUUUAGCUUCGAGAUCCCCUUCUCCCAGGUCCAGAAAAUCCAGGUGGUAAUUACUGUGUACGACUACGACAAGCUGGGCAGCAACGACGCCAUUGGCAAGUGCUGGAUGGGCUACGGCGCCUCAGGCGUCGGGUUACGCCACUGGUCAGACAUGCUGGCCAAUCCCAGGCGUCCUGUGGCCCAGUGGCACACGCUACUGACAGAGGAGGAGGUGGAUGCUGCUUUGAAGGCCCCAAUACGCUAAACACACUCACACACACAUAUGUACUGUAUACACCAUCAUCUGCAUAGGAGGAGUAUUCUUUCAUUUGAUACCAAACAACUCUAGGUUUUAUGAAAUUCCUUUUGUAAUAUUUCAUUUGGGGAUUUCUUUAUAUGAAUACAUGUGUGCUUUAUAUUGUUUGGAAUACAUACUAUUGAAAUGUGCACAAACGCAUGUGUACUUGCAGCACACUCGAAUUACGGAUAAAUACAUAUAAAAAACAGAUUAAAGAAAGAUUCAAAAUUAAAGGAGAAUAUCUUGACUUUUAUACCCUAAAAACUCUGCAUACUAUACCUCCCAUAAUGCAACUUGAUAGUCUUUGAUAUUAUUGAUUUAUGCCCUUCCUGCCUGGUGAAUGUCUUAAUUUUUCGAAGUUAGUUCAUAACACAGGUGUUCUGUUAAAAAGCCCUUUGCCAGAAUACACUGAUGACAUCAUCAACGUUAUUUUCUCAGACGUUCAAAAGCUUCCGCAGUCACAGAAAACAUUAUACAACGAGUUGCCCCUUUAAUACUUUAAUUUACUUCCUUGACAACCUGUAUUUUGCUGAGCUACACCUCCUUUAAUGUAAUCGAUGUCCUUGUUGUCUCAAGGUUAAAAUGUCCUUAUCCAGCAUAGGUAAACGGUGGUAUUGUCAAAUUAAUUUGGAUAAUAUAUUAUGAAAAAGACAGAAAAACACAUCAUGUUUUUCUAUUUGAAAAACUCUCAACUGCUGUUGCAGAGCUGUAUCUUCUUCUUCAUGUUCUCUUUUCCUUAAGUUUAGCCCGAUAACUCUCUUAUGUUCAAACAGUCUGAACAUUUCCUGUGAAAUGUAUUAUAUGUAGUUACAUGUUUUUACUGAUUAUUGGUCUCUU
Cottoperca gobio is the source of this 2221-nucleotide messenger RNA. RefSeq names its product synaptotagmin Va (gene syt5a). The record is from RefSeq and is a predicted model, not a curated record. Gene Ontology annotation, cellular component: synaptic vesicle membrane; plasma membrane; dense core granule. The transcript is spliced from 10 exons. Gene Ontology annotation, biological process: calcium ion-regulated exocytosis of neurotransmitter; synaptic vesicle endocytosis. NCBI's taxonomy places the organism in Eukaryota, Metazoa, Chordata, Actinopteri, Perciformes, Bovichtidae. Bases 125 to 1351 code for a protein of 408 amino acids. Gene Ontology annotation, molecular function: clathrin binding; calcium ion binding; calcium-dependent phospholipid binding.